UACCAUACCAACCAUAUCAGAGGAAAAGAAAAUGCGUAAGGAUAAUGUGGUUUAUCUCAAUUCAUUGAUUACCAGUGGUUAUACCAAGAAAGUGGAUAUCACAUUUAUUCCACGGAGGAUCUGGAGUCCUGAAGCCACAACAGCAGAGCUGAUCAGAAAAAGGGAGCUGCGGCGAGAGAGGUUCACUUAUGAGGUGGACUUUGAGGACUUCAUGAUGCCCUUUCAGAAGAACAUCACAGAAAAAGCUAAAGCCUUGGAAGCCGCCUUCAAGACCUAAAUCACAGCAGCUGCUUCUUGCGGUCAACAUUUUGAGGCCCAGGGACCAUACUUCAGAGAAAAUUGGUAUUUCCAUCAAAGUCAAAGCAAUCCACAAAUUAAGAAUUUGUAACCAAACAUUUGUUUUUGCUCUAACAACUAUAAAUAUUCUGAGCUAUCUAGAAAGUAUUUUAUUUUGCAAUGAAUUACAUAUUCUGGAUAAACCCCCUAAUCUUCUUUAAGGAUGUAGGGGAAUAAAUGGCAUUUUCGUUAUAAACAUAACAUUAUCACAAAAAAUUU
Leptonychotes weddellii (Weddell seal) is the source of this 555-nucleotide messenger RNA. Lineage: Eukaryota; Metazoa; Chordata; Mammalia; Carnivora; Phocidae. The record is from RefSeq and is a predicted model, not a curated record.